AUUCGGACACCUUACAAGGUUCGUUAUGGAAAGGAUCUCGAAAACGAGCUAAGGAGAGAGUUAUCGGGCGAUCUGGAAGACGUCAUACUGGCUCUGAUGCAGACUCCAACAAAACGAGACGUACUGGACCUUCAGAAAGCCAUGAAGGGUUUUGGUACAAAUGAGAAAGUGCUGAUCGAAAUAAUUGCUUCACGUUCCAACGACGAACUUCGUGCUAUAAGGUUCGUGAAACUUCUAGAAAAGAUUGCUGAAUAUGCUUUUGGUCAAAGGUUUUCCUAG
Messenger RNA from Haemonchus placei, 279 nucleotides. The record is from the annotation of a GenBank genome assembly. NCBI's taxonomy places the organism in Eukaryota, Metazoa, Nematoda, Chromadorea, Rhabditida, Trichostrongylidae.